This is a messenger RNA of Pseudogymnoascus destructans, 759 nucleotides long. RefSeq lists its product as uncharacterized. Bases 1 to 759 code for a protein of 252 amino acids. NCBI's taxonomy places the organism in Eukaryota, Fungi, Ascomycota, Leotiomycetes, Thelebolales, Thelebolaceae. The transcript has 2 exons. The record is from RefSeq and is a predicted model, not a curated record.
AUGCAAUUCUCAAAGAUCAGCCUUGCCGCCGCGGCGCUCUACUCCUCUAUUGUCUACGCCCAGGGACAGGUCAAGGUCCAUGUGGUUACGGUUUCCGGCAAGACCAACACUCUCACUUUCUCCCCAAACAACCUCGUCGCUGAGGUCGGCGACAUGGUUCAGUUCCAGUUCGGCGUUGGAAACCACACCGUCACCCAGUCCACCUUCGAUGCGCCAUGUCUACCUAUGGGAGGUGCUGGCACGAACACCACUGCUAUCAGCACUGGAUUCAUGCCUGUGGCAGCCAACGCAACGACCGCUCCGCUAUACACGAUCCCCAUCGUCAACAAGACUCCAAUCUGGCUGUACUGCGCCCAGGGCAAGCAUUGCCAGAAAGCCAUGGUGAUGGUCAUCAACGAGAACACCGCUAAGAACGCAUCCCGCUCCCUCAACGCCUACAUUGCUGGCGCUGCAGCCGCACCGGUCAGCGUGGCACCAAGUGGAAACACCAACACUGGAACAAACGCCGGCUCUGGAAACAAAUCGAACACUAGCUCUGGCUCCGACUCUGGAUCUAGCACUGGCACCGACACCACCACUUCUGGCACCAACACCACCUCUAGCACUGGUACCAGUUCUGGAAAAGGCACCAGCGCUGGCUCUGUCGGUGCUGGUUCGGGCGUCAAAAACUCUACCACCAUUCCAGGCGGCGGUGCCGGCACUCUUAACGCACCAUACUUGGCUGGUCUCAUCGCUCUCGGUGCUGCCAUGUUACUGUAG